Molecule: messenger RNA, 4335 nt
Organism: Prosopis cineraria
Lineage: Eukaryota; Viridiplantae; Streptophyta; Magnoliopsida; Fabales; Fabaceae
Exons: 2
Coding region: 118-2397 (759 amino acids)
Source: RefSeq, a predicted model, not a curated record
AGCUAUAGAUGAAGGGAAACAAAAGAAAGAAAUUGAAGACACUAAUUCUGACAGUGAAGGAAAAUUUGAGGAAAGGUGGAAAUUAGGAAGGGAGGACUUGAAGCAAAAGAAACUAUAAUGGAAGGAGAUGAAUCUAGAAUGAUGCUUGUUGGGGCAACUGGGUUUGAUGAGAAAGGGGGAAUUGAUGAGACUAAACAGAGAGAGUUUGAAGAGGCUAAGUUUGAAACUGAAUGCAAGAAUGAAGAGAGGGAGGGAAGAGAAACUGGAAAGGAAGAACCUGAAGCAAUAGAAACUAGAAUGGAAGGAGUGGGACCCGAGAAAGUGAUUGGUGGGAAAAUUGAGGUUAGCAAAGAAGGCGUAGUCAAAGGCAUAACACAGAAAGAAAUUGAAGAUCAAGAUAAGGAAAGGGUGAAAGACAUAUUUGGAGGAACACAAAAGAGAGAGAUUCAAAAAGUUGAGUCUGAAACUGGGGGAGCAAAUGAAGAAAGGGUCGGAACAGAAACUAGCAAGGUAGGACUUGAGGCAAUGGAUACAACAAUGGAAGGAGGGGAAUCUGAAAUGGCGCUUGUCGGGUCAAUUAGAGGAAGUGAAGCAGCUAAGUUUGAAAUCGAAGAGAAAGAUGAAGAAUUUGUGGGAAUAGAAAAUAAUGAGAAAGGACUUGAAGCGACAGAAAGUAAAAUGGAAGGAGGGGAAUCCAAAAAGUUGCUUGAUGGGAAAAUUGGAGUCAAUGAGGAAGACAUAGUUGAAGCGAUAGAGCAGAGAGAAAUUGAUGAAACUAAGUUUGAAAUUGAAGAUAGAGAUAAAGAAAAGGUGGAAGUAUUCAAAGGGACACUAGAGAAAGAAAUUGAAAAGAAUGAGUUUGCAAUUGAAGGCAAAGACGAAGAGAGGGUGGCAACAGAAAUUACGGAAGAAUUUGAAGCAAAAGGUACUGCAAUUGAAGAAGGGGUAUUAGAAAAAUUUCUUUCUAGUGCAACCAGGGUUACUGGGAAAGACAUAAUUGAAGGGACAAAAAAGGGAGAAGAUUAUGUGCCUAAAUUUGAAAAUGAAAAUAGAGAUGAAGAAAUUAGUAAUGAUGAAUUUGAAGCAAGGAAAACUAAAAUAGAAGAGUCUCCGAAGCAGGAACCAAAAUUACCAGUUCAAUUGGAGGAAAGUGAAGGUACUUUUGAGGGGAUAGAAAGCGGUGAAGACAAAAGUGAAGGGGCAAAACAGAAAGAAAUUGAGGGACCUAAGUUUCUAGAUGUCGAAGAAAAUAGCAAGAUACCAAAAUGUGCAACUUCACAGGGAUCAAAUCUGGAAGGAAUUGAAGAGGCCAAACAAGCCAUGGCCAAAAGAGGGAGCGAAGAAGCUGAGGGAUUUUUGGAGAAAGUUGAAGGAGAAGAACCAUUGAAGAUUUCUGAGAUUGCCAGCAAGGUUAUUGGGAAUGACAAUGCAAGGAACUCUGGAAAAAAGGAAAUUGAAGAGUCUGCCAAUAGAUCCUCUGGAGAUGGACCACAAGUGCGAGAGAAUAUUGUCAGAGACAUGUUCGAAGAGUUGGGGACUGAUACGGCAAAGUUUCCUGGACAGAUUACAGAAACGAAGGCCCGAAGAGAGAAAGAAGUGAAAGUGAAAGAAGAUAUCAUUGUAAAAAGAGAAAGAUAUGUGAGAGUGAAAGAAGAAAUGAUUGUAAGCAAAUAUGAUGAAGCAAAAGAGGGUUUUGAGAAAGCCACAACUAGGGACAAAAUUCAAUUGGAAAAUGGACUGCCUGGUGAUGACAGAGGAUUUGAUGAGGAGACUUUAGGGGCUGCAAGGUGGGACAAAACUAAAGCCCUUAAAGAAGGCUGUGUAGAAACUGAACCUUCAGCGGAGAAAGUGAAAGGAGAGAGUAAUGACAAUGUACAAGGUGAAGUCUUUAGUCCUUCCAUGAAAGAUAAUACAAGGGAGAGAAUUGAGAAGGAAACUGAAGAUCCCAUGGUUGGAACUAAACAAAAGGCUCAACAUCAUGUACAAGAGCUGCCUAUGAAAAUAGCAGAAUCACUGGAUGAGGGUGAAGGACCAAAAGAGACAAAGACAGAAGAAAUGAAAGAAGCCAAAAGAAAGAGUGAGGAAACUCAAGUUGUGGCAGAUAAGGAGUCUGCAGUAGAAGAAAAGAUUCGAGAAGCAGAGAUUGAAAGGAUUGGUAAGAUCAAACAAUUUGAAACAGCUUUGCAAGAAGUACCUGGGGCAGAAGAUCCAAAAGAAUUGGGGAAAGGGAUGCGUGAAAUAGAAAGUAUGCUGUCAACAUCGGAAGUUAAAGAAAUAGACAAAAUAUGUGAAGAGUGCAAGAGGUCAGAGGCAAGUCUUGAAAGAGAGAAACACAGAAAAACUCAAAAUGUUAAAGACGACAAGGCUACAAGAGAGAAUGCAGUUAACAGGUUUUAGAAUCAAUGCAAAAGGUACCUGAGAAAGAGCAUCCCAGAAAAUCAGAAGUUCAGAAAGUAAAACCUCUUGAAACAAAAGUUGCAUAUCCAGAACUAAGAAAAAAGGUUGAGACGAAGAAUGAAGUUGAAGAGCCAAGGUUGAAGGAGUUACCACCCCUAAAAGUAAAAAUGCAAAGCUUAGAGCCUCUUGAAACAGAAAAAACGAUUAUGAAGUGGAAAUCUCCAAAGACCAAGAAGAUUGUGCCAAAAGCAAGAGAAGAAGAAGAAGAAUAUGAAUUAGGCAAACCACCUGAAGUGAAAAAUUCAUCAACAACUCGGGAAUCUAUGGUUGACAAGCAAAAACCUGAAAUAGAUAUUCCAAAGUCUAUUACGAGCAGGACACCUUCAGAAGAAAAGGAAAUAGAAGCUUCGCAACCAAAUGUUCUUCCAGACCACAACUUGGGAGAAAAAGAAUACUUCAAAACUCUAACUGAGGAUAGAGGUCAUUAUUUGCUCCAAAAAGAGAAAAGAUUAGAAACCAAUAAGGUUGCAGAAGAGGAGAAGCUGAGUCAAAAAGAUGAAGACGAAACAUCGUCUUGCAAAAGGGAAAGAAAAAAGAUUGCAGAAUUCAAAGAUAAGAAGCCUAAAAUAAAGAGAAAAGGAAGUGAAAAGAUUAAUCAAAUGAAAGGGGUUGCUGAAGAAAUGAAGGAAGCUGUAGCAGACAAAGAGACAGACAAAUCACAAGAGAUAUUGUUACCUCAAACUGCAGAAAUUCAAGGCAAAGAGAAAAUUUCGGAGGUAAGAGGAGUAGAGCAGGAAAAAAGAAGAAAAAUUCCCUUUCAUGCUGAUGAAGAAUUAGAAGCAGUCAUAUCUAACAGAGAAGUAGAAUCUCCAAAACCUACUGCUGCACAGCCAAAACAAUCAAGCAUAGAGUUCAGCAGCGAUCAAACAAAUGAUGAGGUUGAUGAGUUACAAAGAAAAGAAUUGCCAUCUCCAUCUAUAAAAAAAUUGAGCAAAGGGCCAUCUAAAACAUCAAGAUCAGGUGUUAAAGAAGAUGCUCCAACAAUUGAGAAUUUUCCACAACUCCAAGAGGGUAAAGAGUCUACUUCUUCCGUAGAAGGCACCAGAGCAUCAGAAGAUGUAGCGAAUGAACUGGACAAUCCACUAGCUGAAAAACUAGUAGUUGCAAAAGAAGGCAGAAUAGAUGAUGUCAUGAUGGCGGACAUCUAGAAUUGGAAUUUCAAGAAUCAACUAGAAGGAGACCAGACCAAGAAGUUGAGAAAACGCAUUCUUCACAGCAAGAAGAAGACCAUGAAGGACAUGCAAUUGAAGAAGAAAAAGCUGGCGAAGGAGAGAAUGUGGUGCAGCUGGAAAUCUCUCGAGAGUCAGAGGAUCUAGAAGAUAUUGAAGUGGAAGCAAGUGGAAAGAGAGUGGAACUGCGUGCUCCUCUGGUUGUUGCAGGAUCAGUCUUCAUUGUAUCUCUCAUAAUUUUCUUCUUCGGCCAUAAAAGAAGUGGAAAAAGGUAACUGAUUCAUGUAGAGAGGUGGAAAGAACGUAAGUAAGCGAAAGUUAUCAAAGUUCGGAAUUGUAAUAAAUCAGUGAAGGAGAAGGUAAUCAAUCAAAUGAGCCAAGGCUCCUACUGAGUCUUUUUUUUUUUUUUUUUUGGCGAGUUCUGAUCUUUGAAAGUGCAAUAGCUUUCCCAUACAUUGUCAAUGAGGAGGUCCUGUUCUGUUGACAAACGUACAGGCUCAGAUUAACUAGUCUCAGCAGAUAAAGAUGAAAACAAUGGAAAUGAAUAGAACAGACGAUUAGAACUAAUGAAGAUAAAUUCUUUUAUUUUUUCCACUUAUAAAGUGCUGAUUUAGUAAGUCUGCAUAUUGCAAUAAGUUCAUUUUUGUAUUGAAAAGCACGGAACAGGGCAUUGUUAGUCUCUGCAUAUUGCGUAUAUGGAUAGACCUCA